AUGUCGGCAUCAACAUUGUUGUAUACUAUUCAACGGAAUUUAUUUCGAUUUGGUGGUCCAUUAUUAAUAGCUAUUGGUAGUAUCAGUUGUAUAAUAAAUUUACUGGUAUUCACAAAAGAUACUCUACGAAAAAAUCCAUGUACCAUCUAUUUUAUAUCUGUCAACAUUAUCAAUUUCUUAUAUUUUUAUUUGGGUCUUCUUUUUACAACAUUUGCAGCUGGUUACGAUAUUGAUCCUAGCUCAAACAAUAUCAUAUUCUGUCGAUUUCGCUAUUAUAUUGCCUUGGUUCUGGCUUGUUGGGAAUCAUCUUGUCUUAUUUUGGCAUCCAUCGAUCGGAUAUUAAUCACUUCACCAAAUGCUAGAACACGAAAACAUAGUACACGUCGUUUGGCUACUAUAAGUAUGAUUAGUAUAGGUUUAUUUUGGGUGCUAUUCCAUAUUCAUGCGUGGAUCUUCAUGGAAAUUGUACAAUUUGCACCUAAUUAUCUUGUUUGUUUCUAUCAACCAGGUACAUAUAUGACAUUUAUGUCUUAUAAUUCACUUGUUAUCAAUGGUGCUCUUCCACCAUUACUAAUGACAAUAUUUGCCUUUUGGACAGUGAAGAAUAUCCGUCAAGUACGGCAUGGAAGACAUCAUUCUAAUUCAACAUAUACUGGAUCCACAGUGAUUGGUAGAUCUUAUGCUCUUCAGUCUAAAGAUCAACAAAUGAUUCGAAUGUUACUUGUAAACAUCAUUAUUUUUAUUAUUUGUAAAUGUCCAGUAACAAUCUUUUACAUUUAUCAACAAUGCACGGAACGUGAAAAUAAGAGUGCAGAACAACAAAUAAUAGAACAAUCAAUUCUUCAAACAACAUACUUUGUCUUCUUCAUUUAG
Rotaria sp. Silwood1 is the source of this 873-nucleotide messenger RNA. Lineage: Eukaryota; Metazoa; Rotifera; Eurotatoria; Philodinida; Philodinidae. The record is from the annotation of a GenBank genome assembly.